Molecule: messenger RNA, 873 nt
Organism: Lactuca saligna
Lineage: Eukaryota; Viridiplantae; Streptophyta; Magnoliopsida; Asterales; Asteraceae
Source: the annotation of a GenBank genome assembly
AUGAGCGAAGGGUACGAGAGUUGUUCGAAAGUAUUGGAGCGAAGGUUUGAAGACGCUCGACCAACGGGAGAGGAAGGAAGAAAGGCGAGCUCGACUCCAGGUAUAGCUCUGAAUGGGCAUGUAGCCGUAGGCGGGAACUCUUCUUUUUAUCUUAUUCUUUGGUCAGGCAAGUCGGCUGGUAAUCCCAACCGAAUAAGCAAUCGAAAUCGCUACAAGCAACCUAUUUCAUACCCUUUUCGUCGUACUUCCUCUUCUCCUUCUCUUCUUUCUCUCCCUGCCGAGCUUGUUGGAGUGCCAUUGCCAAGAUCUAGUGUAAUUCCUUUUCCCCGGGAGCCAGUCGCACUAAUGCUAGUAUCAAUAGGAAGAUCUUUAUUGCUUAGGAGAUUUCUGGUUUUCUCCCCUGUAGUGUCAAAUGUUGUGACUGGCACUCUACCAAAUCCAUCAAUUCUUGGAUUGGUUGCUUCUGAGAGAGCUGCUCUUCCGACUGCUCGUAUUCAUCCCUUCCCCAUGAGGGCAAUCAGCCCCUUGCUUUCAUUUGAAUAUUGGCCCUCGCGCAUCACGGCUAGAUUUGAGUCACUCAUAGCUAGGGCUUUCUAUUUCAUCAGGACGGCUUCUCCUCUACUGAGCUCAUCGCCCCUUUCUAUCAGCUUCCGCUACCUGUCUGAUGAGGCACAAUCGCUUUCAAUGAAAAUUUUGCUUUCUAAAUCCGCCCUCUUCAAGCUGUCGAAUAUAGAUAGGAGAUCCACUUCAAUUUCUCUCCUCUCCCACCUCUCCAGCUUGGGAAUAGUUCUUUCUACUGGCUAUCUAUCUGUACAAUGCCAGUUCAAGCUACCUUCUGGAUGGAGCAAGAAAAGGUAUGCGCAGGCGCAGUAG